Molecule: messenger RNA, 1296 nt
Organism: Phycomyces blakesleeanus NRRL 1555(-)
Lineage: Eukaryota; Fungi; Mucoromycota; Mucoromycetes; Mucorales; Phycomycetaceae
Exons: 10
Coding region: 1-1296 (431 amino acids)
Biological process (GO): protein histidyl modification to diphthamide
Molecular function (GO): 2-(3-amino-3-carboxypropyl)histidine synthase activity
Source: RefSeq, a predicted model, not a curated record
AUGGACACACAACAAGCAGAGAAACCAAGAAAACGAUUUGUUGGUCGUGCAAAGAAGACAGCAGCAGCAGCAACAGUAGGAGAUAAUGAACCUUCGAUUGAGGAUGGUGCUGUUGGAUUUGCCAGUGAUCGACCAAGAGCCAACAGAGCUGUAAAUCAAAUUCCUGAUGAGAUUCUUAAUGAUCCUUUGUUGAACAAGGCUAUUGAACAAAUUCCAUCAAACUACAACUUUGAGAUCCACAAGACUGUUUGGAGAGUAAAGAAAGCAGGAGCAAAGAAAGUCGCUCUUCAAUUGCCUGAGGGACUGUUGAUGUUUGCCUGCUUGAUCUCAGAUAUCCUUGAAGUUUUCUGUGAUGCCGAGACUUUGAUUAUGGGUGAUGUCACAUAUGGCGCUUGCUGUAUAGAUGAUUUCACUGCACGCGCCCUGGGAUGUGAUUUCUUGGUUCACUAUGCUCACAGUUGCUUGGUACCUGUGGAUGUAACACCUAUCAAUACGCUGUACGUUUUUGUGGAUAUUGGGAUCGAUACCUCGCACUUUAUUGACACCGUCAGAAAGAACUUUGAGACUGGAAAGAAAAUUGUUUUGGUGAGCACAAUUCAAUUUGCUACUGCACUACAGGCAUCACGAGAGGCAUUAAAGACAGAAUACGACAUGUUGAUCCCACAGUCAAAGCCCUUAUCUCCUGGUGAGAUUCUCGGUUGUACUUCACCUAAAUUGCCAGGUUAUGAAGCUAUUAUCUAUAUUGGUGACGGUCGAUUCCAUUUGGAAUCCAUCAUGAUACAGAAUCCUGAUAUUCCUGCUUUCCAGUACGAUCCAUAUGGAAAGACAUUCACUCGGGAACGCUAUGACCAUUCUGAGAUGCACUCACUUCGCAAACAUGCAAUCCAAGUUGGCAAACAAGCAAAGAAGUACGGCCUGAUUCUGGGCACACUUGGUAGACAGGGUAAACCUCAGGUUAUGGAGUACCUUGAGAAGACCAUCAGCGAUGCUGGAAAGACUUCUGUUAUUGUCUUGCUAUCCGAGAUCUUCCCCGGAAAAUUGGCACAAUUCGAAGAUGUAGACGCUUGGAUUCAGAUUGCAUGCCCUCGUCUCUCGAUUGAUUGGGGCUAUGCAUUCCCAAAACCUCUUUUAACACCUUAUGAGGCCUCAAUUGCACUUGGAAAGGCGGAGUGGCAAGAGGUGUACCCGAUGGACUUUUAUGCCAAUGACAGCUUGGGUCCCUGGACACCAAACCACGGCCGGAAUGUAACUCGGUCUGCAAGAAAAAAGCCAGAAAUUGUGCAAGCUGCCGUAUAA